This is a messenger RNA of Biomphalaria glabrata, 3014 nucleotides long. RefSeq lists its product as uncharacterized. Bases 74 to 1228 code for a protein of 384 amino acids. NCBI's taxonomy places the organism in Eukaryota, Metazoa, Mollusca, Gastropoda, Planorbidae. The transcript is spliced from 9 exons. The record is from RefSeq and is a predicted model, not a curated record.
GAUGUGUGUUAGUGUUUGUGUAGAUAGAUAUAUGUGAUUCUGUUCAGUUCUUUUUAGAGAUCAGGUCAACACAAUGGCUGGAGUUGUUCGCCUGUCUCUUUAUUUCUUAUUGUUGAUUUAUGUGGUCACUGCUCAGAGAGAGACAACCACGAAGGGAAACUCUGGGCCGGCCUGUGGUAAGACCAGAAGAUGUUUGAAAGAGGCAACCUGUGAUAGGAGAAAGAGAUUGUGUAUGUGCCCCAAAGGCUACAGGGGCAAUGGAAACAUGGGAUGUGUCAAAGAAGAAAAUCUGGCCAUAUUUCUGCAAGGUGAUCCUAAUUUGAACAACUUGUAUUCAGAGCUUCUGCCUCUACAGACUCCUUGUCCUUAUAGACUUGUGAAGUAUACAACACCGGAUUCAAAUAGAGUUGAGGUUUACGCUCAAAACGAUCUGUAUUUUGGCGGGAAAUACUACGCAAAAUCAGUGGAGGUUCGAUUUUUCAUCAAACGUCAAGAGGCUUUCCAAACAUACUCCAUCUUGAUCGAGGGGCUAGCAGAGAAUGGCGUCUACAAGUUCCAAGAAUGGAGGAAAAGUGAAAACGACGUCUUUUGGAAGACUCCUGUCGAUGAUAUUGAGACUGUCGGAUCUUUUAAGAUUGUGACGACAUAUGACACAGUUAAUAACCAGGCUCACAUUGACGCGGCAGAUGGCUUCGGUUUAAAGGUUUUAUUCAGACCAGCAGAAGUGACCACAGAAUACCAAUCUCAGAUUCCAGGCAUAGUUGUAGAUAUAAGUGACUCGAUCAAAUUACAGAUUCACUUUAGUGAAAAUGAAUUGUCCUCUACACCUGAAGGACCAUCUGUGGUUGAAACAGCUGCCAAAAACAAAGUCAGUCUCAGCAACUGGGUCAUCUACACUACCAUGAACAACAUCAAACGUGUAGAACCUGAAGGAUCCACCUGCGACAAAAUGUACAAUGACUUUAAGCAUGAGUGUAAUAGUAGACUCACUCGUUUAGCGUCAGUGAAAGCUUGCAGCGCCUUGUAUACGGAUGAGCCAUUCCUGAAAUGUCUGGCCACAAACAAGAUUAGCACCGUGUCUCUUGCUAGACUGUACAGAGAGUGUCAAACUGCACUCUGCACCAACCGCUACAUGAAAUGUAUUCACAUUGAGACAAAGAUCCGAGAUGAGUUCAACUGCCCAGUGCCCAAGGGGCUGUCAUACUGUUCCUCUUUCUUUAGCAAUUAGCAGCAUCCAUUAGGCUGUCAAAUACAAAUCAUCGAUGUUUUUGUGCUCAGCGUUGGGUUUUAUGUUACUUUCAAUAAAAUAAGCAUGAAACGCUAUUAUAUACAUGCAGGCUAAUUUUCUGAACUUUGGUUGUUGCAAAUUAUAUUUCUCAUUAGAUCGAUGAAGAUAAAUUCAGAGUUUUUUUUCUGCAAUAAUGUCAAUGAAAGUUAAUGCUCAUCUACACUGUCACCAUAUCACUGACUAAGAGUGAAAAUUAUCAGCAAAAUACCAGACUAGCAAAACAAUUAGCAUACUAUCAGAUUGAGAUAAUAAGGUAAAUGUUUGGAGAUUGCAAAGCUACAAAUAAACAAAAACUAAAUCAUACUGGUAAUGCUGUAGAAAAUGGCAGGAUAAAAAUCAAAUGUAAUUUAAUUUUAAUUUAGGCAAAGACUGGUGUAGAUGUAGAACACUACUUAUGUUAGUAGACUAAUGCUUAUAGCAGAAGAAUCUAUCUUAAGAUUUUAUUUGGAAAGUUUUUUUUUAUCUUUCAGGAGUAUUGUUUUCCGAAAAAAAAAAAAUGGGGGCUAGUAAUUAGAAAUCAGAAUGAAUGCAUUAAUAAAACUUCAGGACAUUUGGGUAACAUGAUUGCACUAGUAAAACUAAUGUAGAUGGUCGAAUGCAAUAAAUCUGUAACUACAAAUUAUGCCCCUCCUUUUUACUAAUAAAUCCUUUUUUUUAAAGUACUUUAUGAUAAGUAUAUAUAGGGCUUCAUGUGGAAUUAUUUAAUAAAGCAAACUGUCUAUAUGUUCUAAAACAAUGCAACAAAACUAGUUUGAGGAAUUAUAAAUUAAAAUUGUUAGACCGAAAAAAAAAAAAAAAAAGGCACAUUAAAUUUUAAAGAAAUUUUAUUCAAAGUAUACAUUUUAUUAUUGUUUGACAAAAUCACUGUACAGUAGUAUAAACUGGAAUGAGUGGAAUGUAGUCAGUCAGAAGAUAACAAGAAAAUUGUGUAUAUUGGUAUAUACAGACACAUUAUAUAGGGCACAUUAGAGCUAACAAACAAAUUAAUUUGUAAUUAAUUGUCUAUUAUAUUAAUGAACAUUAAAUUUUUUAUAAGCUGAACAAAAGAAAAUAAGAUUGGGCCCUAGAUUUAAAAAAAUAUUUCUUGUUUGACUAUUGAAUAUUCUAUUUCUUUCUAGAAUUUAACUAUAAAUAAUCUUUUCCUUUUCUCUCUAGUAGUAUUAAAGUGCAACCAAAAUAUACAUAAUUUCAAGUAUUUGAACUAAAAUUAAGCUUUAUAUAUAAAAAAAAACAAAACAACUAUGUACACAAAAUAUUUACAUGAGAUUUAGAAUAACAAAAAUUGCCUACAUUUGAAGUAACUAAGAGAUUUUCUUUGAAUGAAGUUAUGUGACACUGACAUGAAAAUAUUGUACAUUUCAACAUCAUCUUAAAGUGAUAAUAACAGACAUAGUUUCAACAAACUAGCUGUGAUAUCAAUGUUAUUUACAAACCAAAGUAAAAUUGUUCCCAGCCAUUCUAUUCUUAACAGGAUAGCCAACACAACAGACAGACAAGAGCUAUCUACAUAUUAUCAUCUCAAUCCACUACAAACAUUAUUUACACAAUGUUCUCAACAUUUAAGACAUAAACUAUAGAAAAGGUGUAUAAUUAGACGUUAAUAAACUUUAGACACUUUCAUACAAAAAAUGGAUGGUAUGGUUUAAAAUAAAUGAAUGACUAUCCCAUUAAAAGCUAGAGAUUUUUAUAUUUAGCUGUAAACAAAGUAUUGAAAAAAAAAGAAAAA